AUGCCACAAAAGCUAUUUACAGAUGGCUUCUAUCAGACUAUGUUAAAGUCAGGCCACGUUCUGGGAGCAGCCAUGUUUAUGAUUGAAAUAGCUGGUGUGAAGCUGUUAUAUACAGGGGAUUUCUCAAGGCAGGAAGACAGACACCUGAUGGCAGCUGAGAUUCCUAAUAUUAAACCCGAUAUUCUUAUAAUUGAAUCCACAUAUGGCACUCACAUUCACGAGAAGAGGGAAGAGCGGGAGGCGAGGUUCUGCAACACCGUUCACGACAUCGUGAACAGAGGGGGCCGAGGUCUCAUCCCUGUCUUUGCCCUGGGUCGAGCUCAAGAGCUGCUCCUAAUCUUAGAUGAAUACUGGCAGAAUCACCCUGAACUCCAUGAUAUCCCCAUAUACUAUGCCUCCUCUUUGGCAAAGAAAUGUAUGGCAGUUUAUCAGACAUACGUCAAUGCCAUGAAUGACAAAAUCCGCAAGCAAAUUAACAUCAACAAUCCUUUUGUUUUCAAGCAUAUUAGUAAUCUGAAGAGUAUGGAUCACUUUGAUGACAUUGGCCCGAGUGUUGUCAUGGCUUCCCCAGGAAUGAUGCAGAGUGGCUUGUCCAGGGAGUUGUUUGAGAGCUGGUGCACAGAUAAGAGAAAUGGAGUCAUUAUUGCAGGGUACUGUGUUGAAGGAACUCUUGCUAAGCACAUCAUGUCUGAACCUGAAGAGAUCACAACUAUGUCAGGGCAAAAACUCCCACUGAAGAUGUCUGUGGAUUACAUUUCUUUCUCUGCUCACACAGAUUAUCAACAAACUAGUGAAUUUAUCCGGGCCCUGAAACCUCCACAUGUGAUUUUAGUUCACGGUGAGCAGAAUGAAAUGGCCAGAUUGAAAGCAGCAUUGAUACGGGAGUAUGAGGAUAAUGAUGAAGUUCAUAUAGAAGUUCAUAAUCCUAGGAAUACUGAAGCUGUGACGUUAAAUUUCAGAGGAGAAAAACUUGCCAAGGUGAUGGGAUCUUUAGCAGAUAAGAAACCAGAGCAAGGACAGAGAAUUUCUGGAAUCCUAGUUAAAAGAAAUUUUAACUAUCACAUCCUUUCUCCAUGUGACCUCUCCAAUUACACGGACUUGGCAAUGAGCACAGUGACACAGACACAAGCCAUUCCCUACACAGGCCCUUUCAAUCUGCUUUGUUACCAGCUGCAGAAACUCACUGGUGAUGUAGAAGAAAUAGAAAUCCAACAAAAACCAGCCCUGAAGGUUUUCAAAAAUAUUACUGUGAUCCAGGAACCAGGCAUGGUAGUCCUUGAGUGGGUGGCAAAUCCUGCUAAUGAUAUGUAUGCAGACACUGUGACAACAGUGAUACUGGAAGUUCAGUCAAAUCCCAAAAUACAGAAAGCUGCAGUAAGUAAGAUUUCAAAAAAAAUCGAUAUGGACGUGUAUAGGAAGAGAAUGGAGAUCAUGCUUCAGGAUAUGUUUGGAGAGGACUGUGUGAGUUCCAAAGAUGACUCUGUCCUGUGCAUCACAGUGGAUGGGAAGACUGCCAACAUUUCCCUGGACACUCGGACAGUUGACUGUGAGCCAGGAAGUGAAGAUGAUGAAUCCCUUCGUGAAAUGGUGGAGCUGGCAGCACAGAGGCUUUAUGAUGCCCUCAGCCCUGUAUACUGACCUCUGUAGAUACUUAGAAUGCCUAAAAAAAACAAACUUUUAAAUUGUCAAUUUAUUUGGGCUAUUUUUUAUGAGUAAAUAAAUUUUUUUCUUGAGUAAGUCAAAGGUUUCAAUUCUGUGAAUGUGAAAGUGCUGAGUUAUUUCACAUAAUGGAUCAGCAACCUUGUAACAACUAUUUGUGCAUAUAGAUGCAAUUAAAUCAGGCAAAAUGUCCAUGUGUUCUCCUCUGUGCACAUACAAGAAAUAAUUCUUAACCUGAUACAGGAUGACAAA
Ficedula albicollis (Collared flycatcher) is the source of this 1911-nucleotide messenger RNA. It is a transcript of the gene CPSF3, whose product is annotated as cleavage and polyadenylation specific factor 3. Gene Ontology annotation, cellular component: mRNA cleavage and polyadenylation specificity factor complex. Gene Ontology annotation, molecular function: 5'-3' exonuclease activity; RNA endonuclease activity; RNA binding. The transcript is spliced from 15 exons. Gene Ontology annotation, biological process: mRNA 3'-end processing by stem-loop binding and cleavage. Lineage: Eukaryota; Metazoa; Chordata; Aves; Passeriformes; Muscicapidae. Bases 1 to 1638 code for a protein of 545 amino acids. The record is from RefSeq and is a predicted model, not a curated record.